Molecule: messenger RNA, 816 nt
Organism: Acyrthosiphon pisum (pea aphid)
Lineage: Eukaryota; Metazoa; Arthropoda; Insecta; Hemiptera; Aphididae
Product: zinc finger MYM-type protein 1-like
Exons: 2
Coding region: 1-528 (175 amino acids)
Source: RefSeq, a predicted model, not a curated record
AUGUCAAAGUUAAAUGAAAACUUUGCAACUAAGUUCCAAUGCAAAACUAACUACACUAGUUGGUCCAUCCAAAACCAACUUAUUGAUCUUUGUGCUAAAAAUAUAGUUGAUCAAAUAGUUGGAGAAAUUAAAGAAUGUGGAAUUUUCAGUGUAAUGUGUGAUGAAGCAAGAUGCUUCAGACAAGAACAACUUUCACUUUGUGUAAGAUAUACUAACGGGUUAAAUGUUGUUGAACGGUUUUUGGGGUUUUUUGAUGUAUCGAUGAAACAAGAUGCUAACGCACUUGCUUCAGCCAUGACAAACUUUUUUGAAAAAAAUGGCAUUUCUCAAUCCAUAGUAGCCCAAUCAUAUGAUGGGGUAUCUGUGAUGUCAGGCCAGUUUAAUGGUGUUCAACAAAAAAUUAAAACUCAGCAUCCAGAAGCAAUUUACAUUCACUGCAUGGCACACAAAGUAAACCUUUUAAUUAUGGAUAUGUGCAAAGUUGUGAAGGUAUUUGUCAUUACCACCAAUAUUGUGUUUAAGUUAUGAUUAUUUUGAACAAUUUGUAUGAAUAUAAUUAUUAAUCUCUAUACACAUACUUAUUCUUAAGAUAAAUUAAUAUAUUUUAAUCUUAGUAGUCAUUUGGUGUAAUGAUUAAAUGUUUUUACUUUUAGGACACCAGAAUUGUAUUCAAUUGCCUCGAAUCAUUGUAUGUAUAUUUUUCUCAUCCUACAAAUAAUAUUAAGUUUUGUGAGAUCCAAAAGAAAUUGGGAAUAAAAGAAACUUCUCUAACAAGGAUUAGCGAUACCCGAUGGAACUGUAGGUUUAAAAAUUGUA